Helianthus annuus (common sunflower) is the source of this 1104-nucleotide messenger RNA. Its product is annotated as probable serine/threonine-protein kinase WNK11. Gene Ontology annotation, cellular component: cytoplasm. Gene Ontology annotation, biological process: intracellular signal transduction; protein phosphorylation. Gene Ontology annotation, molecular function: ATP binding; protein serine/threonine kinase activity. The record is from RefSeq and is a predicted model, not a curated record. NCBI's taxonomy places the organism in Eukaryota, Viridiplantae, Streptophyta, Magnoliopsida, Asterales, Asteraceae. Bases 89 to 970 code for a protein of 293 amino acids. The transcript has 3 exons.
AUAUAUAUAGCCAUCACAUGCUGCCAUUCAUAUUUCAUCUGACAUCAAGGAUCUGAAGCAGUCUUUGAGACUAUUUUUAAGCUGCACAAUGCCGUCUGAGACAUCCGAUCAGGACCGAGAACCCUUUGUUGAGGUCGAUCCAUCAGGACGAUUUGGGCGUUACAGCGACCUGUUAGGUGCUGGUGCCGUAAAAAAGGUCUACAGAGGGUUCGAUCAAGAAGAAGGCCGAGAUGUGGCCUGGAACCAAGUCAAACUACGAAAUUUCAAUGGCGAUCCAUCCGUCCUCAAAAGACUGUUAUCCGAAGUUGAACUGUUACAAAGUCUAGAGAACGAAAACAUAAUCGUUCUUUACAGUUUCUGGAGGGAUGUUGAAAACAGCACCUUGAAUUUUAUCACCGAGGCGUGCACUUCGGGUAAUUUGAGGGAUUAUAGGAAGAAACAUAGACGCGUGUCGCUUAAGGCUAUGAAGAACUGGUCAAGACAGAUUUUGAGGGGGUUGGAGUAUUUGCAUACUCAUGAACCUUGUAUUAUUCACAGGGAUCUUAAUUGCAGCAAUAUCUUCAUCAAUGGAAAUAUUGGAAAGGUUAAGAUUGGUGACCUCGGUUUAGCCGCAGUGGUAGCUAAGAAUCAUGCGGCUCAUACGUUACUAGGAACACCUGAAUACAUGGCUCCUGAACUAUACGAGGAAGAUUACAACGAAUUAGUGGACAUUUACUCAUUUGGAAUGUGUUUACUUGAAAUGGCUACAAUGGAAAUACCAUAUAGCGAGUGUGACAGUAUUGCUAAAAUAUAUCGCAAAGUUACUGGUGGUGUUAUGCCUCAAGCGUUUAGUAAAGUAAACGAUCUUGAACUAAAAGCAUUUAUUAUGCGAUGUGUUGGUCAACCACGAGCAAGACCUUCUGCAUCCGAUCUUCUUAAGGACGUGUUUCUUGUCGAGACGACUAGUGAAGAGAGUGAGAACAGUACCUAAAUAUGUUUUCAUGUUUCUUUGUAACCUUUGUGUUGUCCAAUUGUUAGUGUCCUUCUCAAGAUCAUAUCAAGAUAAGAGUUUGUAAAUUGUAAUUUCCAGGUGACACAAAAAUGGACUCCAAAAGAUUCAUGGAA